Messenger RNA from Hylaeus volcanicus, 586 nucleotides. It is a transcript of the gene RpS12, whose product is annotated as 40S ribosomal protein S12. Gene Ontology annotation, biological process: translation. Gene Ontology annotation, cellular component: cytosolic small ribosomal subunit; ribosome. The transcript has 5 exons. The record is from RefSeq and is a predicted model, not a curated record. The coding region runs from base 134 to 559 and encodes 141 amino acids. Gene Ontology annotation, molecular function: structural constituent of ribosome. NCBI's taxonomy places the organism in Eukaryota, Metazoa, Arthropoda, Insecta, Hymenoptera, Colletidae.
AAAGAGGGAACCAUGGACCUAAAUCCAUGGAAGGAACCAAUCAAAAGCGGCACAGAAUAACCAAUGUACCGCGUGGUCAAAUGAGCGCCAUUUCUCUUUCUUCGUAAGAAAAGCUCCCCAUUCCAUCAGAAACAUGUCAGACGUAGAAAACGAUGAUGUCCCUUCUGCGAUGACAGCAGGAGGUGCAAUGGACAUAAACACAGCCCUGCAAGAAGUUCUUAAAAAUGCUCUUAUUCACGACGGUGUUGUACAUGGCCUUCACGAAGCAGCCAAAGCUUUAGACAAGAGACAAGCUAUGCUCUGUAUCUUAGCUGAGAAUUGUGACGAACCUAUGUACAAAAAACUGGUUCAAGCAUUAUGCAAUGAACAUCAAAUUCCGUUGAUUAGGGUAGAUAAUAAUAAGAAAUUGGGCGAAUGGUCUGGUCUUUGUAAAAUUGAUAGCGCUGGUAAAGCUCGAAAAGUUGUCGGGUGCUCCUGUGUUGUCAUUAAGGACUUUGGGGAGGAUACGCCUGCGAAAGAUGUGGUAAUGGAACACGUCAAACAAAGUUCUGUACACUAAGACCUUUUAAUAAAACAUUCUACAUAA